CCGAUCCUAUCAAGUGCGUGCGUGCGAGGGAUUGUGGCUUGAUAGGAUCGUCCGGACCUGACGGGAGAAGGCGUGGGUUCGUGCGACGGGACCUCGAUUCGUCCAUCCAGCUUCCACUACCCCUCCGCGCGCUGCCUAGAUCUUUCCUCUCUCUCGCACCCUCUUAUUGGCGGAGGAGGAGGAGGGAUGGUGCGGGAGGUUGCGGAGAGCUGUGUCGACGGGGUGGUGAUGGAGAUGGUGGCGGCCUACUGCGGCCGCUUCUACGCCGCCAAGCCGGAGCUCGCCGCCCGCCGCAUCGAGGCCAUCGGCUUCCAGGUCGGCCACCAGCUCACGGAGAGAUAUACCAUGGAGCGCCCUCGAUUUAGUGAUCAUCUUGAAGCAAUCAAAUUUAUCUGCAAAGACUUUUGGUCAGAGCUAUUCAAGAAGCAGAUUGACAAUCUUAAAACUAAUCAUAGGGGAACAUUUGUUCUUCAAGAUAACCGUUUCCGGUGGCUUACUCGUGUUUCUAUAGAUCCAUCUGUAGAGAGCAUGGAUGCAACUGACAAUGACUCUGCAACACUAGGGGAUAGCGCAGCCCAAACAACAAGCAUGCUUCUGUACUUUCCAUGCGGGAUAAUAAGAGGUGCCUUGACCAAUUUGGGUAUUUCGUGUUCUGUCACUGCAGACAUGUCCAACCUUCCAGCAUGUUCUUUUGUUGUGCGCAUAAAAACAUGAGCUGCAGAUUUUAUGCCUGCUUGUUCGAUCAAGCGGUUUGAACAUUAAAGAGUGCAAGCACGCAAUAGCCUGGGAAAUACGCCUUGUAGCUGCUCCUUUUUCUUUCUCUUUGUUCUUAGAGGCACCUCUUUACUUACUGACUUCAUCAUACCUUCCUUUGUGCACAUCUUAAGAUUGGGUGUAAUUUUGUGAUUCGUGUGAACAAGAGAAGACAAAAUGUAAUAUUUCUCCUGAGAUACUGGCUAGAGCCAUGUAAUUUUGUUGUCUAGCAGUGGAGAAUGUUUUAUCUUGUAUGUGAUGCCCGCGCACAGUCACGAUUUACCUGUUUUUAUGGUUU
Messenger RNA from Oryza sativa Japonica Group (Japanese rice), 1051 nucleotides. RefSeq lists its product as uncharacterized. Gene Ontology annotation, cellular component: TRAPP complex; trans-Golgi network; cis-Golgi network. Gene Ontology annotation, biological process: endoplasmic reticulum to Golgi vesicle-mediated transport; regulation of GTPase activity. The record is from RefSeq and is a predicted model, not a curated record. Lineage: Eukaryota; Viridiplantae; Streptophyta; Magnoliopsida; Poales; Poaceae.